AUGAAAUUCUUCAAUUUACUCGCUUAUACUGCCCUUAUCGCAUUACUUUCUUCUCACAACGCUGAAGGUAUAUAUGUUUUUGUGCGUCGUCAAGGGAAAACCUGUUCUCUAAGUGCCGUAUUUU
Racocetra persica is the source of this 124-nucleotide messenger RNA. NCBI's taxonomy places the organism in Eukaryota, Fungi, Glomeromycota, Glomeromycetes, Diversisporales, Gigasporaceae. The record is from the annotation of a GenBank genome assembly.